Molecule: messenger RNA, 2319 nt
Organism: Cooperia oncophora
Lineage: Eukaryota; Metazoa; Nematoda; Chromadorea; Rhabditida; Trichostrongylidae
Source: the annotation of a GenBank genome assembly
AUGUUGAACCCCACGUCGGACACUCCAGAAAAUUCGACAGUCUGCGCUGGCAAGACGUCGAAACGAAAACGCGCUAAGCGAAAACGAGGUCAGCAAUGGGCAUUCUAUGUGGAAUCUUUUAAACGAACUGUGGAUUGUCUAUACGAGAUCUGCCGUUCUGAUCACAAUAUAAAUGGCUGUAAAGAAGCGAUUAUUUACCUUGAGAACUCGAAACGAGACUUUGAGUCAUUAAUCAAUACUAUCAACGUUGAAACGUCGUGGGAGGAAUCAAGCAAACCCCAAGCUGUUGCGUGGGAAAUUCGAAAAUCUACACGUUCGCCCGUUCAAGUCUCACUUGAUGCAAUGCCCAAAUCUGGUCAUUUGCUGAACGAAGCUGACCUCUACGAGGAAGACGACGAUUUCAGGGAGGCUGCUCGAUUAUCGUUAGACGAUGGCUGGCAGUUGGUAUUACCACGCAGAAAAAGGAGUACAAGUUCUUCUGGAGGAGUUGCGCCUUCUCAUGAUGAUGUUCUGAAUGAGGCAUCUGCGCCUGAGCAACGUGAAGUCGAGCCACCUCGUCCUAACGUCUACGAUCGGCUUUCCGCACCUCGCCGUACCGUGUCUCCAUCGGUUUCUAACGUGACGACGCAUUCUUCCCGACACAGCAGUAUUCGCUCUUCCGCUGGCUUACAGUCAGCGCGUCUUACUUGUCCGAAGAGUGCUAUGGACCUGCCUCAAACGAAGGCGUCCAUGGCCAAGAUGGCUUACAGUCGGCAGUUACUUUGGGAACGCAAUCAGUCCUUACUAGCCGAGAAAUUACGCACAAAACAACGUAUGGAACGAGUUGAACGACAGCGACGACGUACUGGCCCUAGUCGUUGCGGAAUUCAUUUCGCUGAUCGUCCAUCAACUCAAAGUAAUAGCAGCUCUUUUCGACCGCGUCUACACUGCGACAGUGCACCGGCCAGUGAGAGAAAUCCGUCAGUCGAUCGUUCCUUGCAAUCGAUCAAUGAAGUUGGCGAAGCCGAUGAGACUGAGACCGUUCCAGCAGAUCCAACUCCUACCGAAUCAAAUCGGGACAAUGUCCGAUUCUCAGCGACAAGAUCGGAGCCAGCAUUUGGUGAAGUGUCAUCACUUCUUGGCCUAGACGAUGACGUAGAGUGGAAGGAAAUGACAGAAGAGGAGGAGUCAUUAGCUCUAGAGGAGCAGAGCCUCAAUCUUGAGAUAGAGCAUGAAGAGUCCUUUUCAAUUGACAUCGAAUUGGAACGACAAGUCGCCGCUGAAGCUGAAGCUUUGGAGAAGUUCGAGCUUUCUCAAAAAGCCGCCAUACCAGCAAAUCAGAGUAAACGCGCAGAAAACGGUUCAUCCUCAUGUGGAGGACAGCAAGCGGAUCGAACGCGAGAUGAGACCCGUCGACGGCCCAUUUUAACUUGGAGCGAGGUAGUUGGCAAGGAGCUUGUGCCUCCAUAUCGUGAACCAGGCACAGUUGCGGAGCGACAUGAAAAAAUGAGCAGCCCUAGCAGAAGAAGAUGCGAUAAAAAUGACGCCGACUUCUCCCUUCGACAUGCCGAAAAACUGAAGAGAGCCACGGAGUUGAGGGCUCAGUUGCAGGCCGAAAAAACAGCACGAUUGCGAGAACUGGCGCGCAGGGUAGAAGAGGUUCGAGAAAAGAGGCAGAAGGUUAUAGAGAGAAAAAGGCAGCUUCUGGAGAGUCGCAUGGAAAGAGCCCAAGAAAAUCGAGAGAAAAAUAUAACGGAAAUCAUUCGAAAAGCGAAAGAUGACGAACAAAAGGUUCUAGAAGUCCAGUUCAUCAAUUCGCUGCAAGGUGGAAACAUGAUACUUGAUCUGCGGAUGAGAGACGCUGGAGUUGAAGAACGGAAGCAAUCAUUGGCAGAGGAACGAGCAAGAAGAAUGGAGGAGAAGGCAGCAAAAGAACAUGCCGCCGAGGAAAGGCGUAAAAUAGCAGAAAUGGAGCGUAUCGCACGGCUCCAGGAAAUCGCAGAAAGAAAAGAAGCUCGUCAUGCUCAGCUUGCUGCGCAGAGGAAUGAGCAGGAACGACUACGAAAUGAAAAGCGAAAGCUACAACAAGAAAAGCUCAACGAGCUAAGAUUGGCUGAUGCUGAAGAGAAUGAGUCUCUGCGAAAGAGAAUUCAAGAAAAAAUCGAAUCAACGUCUCGCCGCCAUGAGCAAAAUCUAGAAGACGUACGAAUUCGCGCGCAAGAGUUUUCAUCUCCUCGCCCACCAUCUGGGUGUAGAUGGACGUGGUCUUUUGUGGAUCACACUCAUUGGCCAUCGGAUGGCUACGGAAUCAACUUCAAGUGUGGACCUUGUAAUACUGAA